Molecule: messenger RNA, 2953 nt
Organism: Hipposideros armiger (great roundleaf bat)
Lineage: Eukaryota; Metazoa; Chordata; Mammalia; Chiroptera; Hipposideridae
Gene: ARL1
Product: ARF like GTPase 1
Exons: 6
Coding region: 217-762 (181 amino acids)
Molecular function (GO): GTP binding; GTPase activity
Source: RefSeq, a predicted model, not a curated record
GCCGUUCAGGCGCGCAGUCGCGCCGGCUGCUCGUCCCGCCCCGCCGGGUGUCCGACGUGGAAGUUGCUGGCUGACCGGGCUUCCAAGGAAACCGCCUCCCAGCCGGUGCGGGAGGCCGAGGCGAGCGGAGGCGGCGGCACCGGGCUCGAAGGAGAGUCGCUGCCGAGGCCGGGGAGCUGUCUCUGACAAUCGACGAGGGCGGACAGGCGGCUCAUCAUGGGUGGCUUUUUCUCAAGUAUAUUUUCUAGUCUGUUUGGAACCCGUGAAAUGAGGAUUUUAAUUUUGGGAUUAGAUGGAGCAGGAAAAACUACGAUUUUGUACAGAUUACAGGUUGGAGAAGUCGUUACUACUAUUCCUACCAUUGGAUUUAAUGUUGAGACGGUAACAUACAAGAACCUUAAAUUCCAAGUCUGGGAUUUAGGAGGACAGACAAGCAUCAGGCCAUACUGGAGAUGUUAUUAUUCAAACACAGAUGCAGUCAUUUAUGUAGUAGACAGUUGUGACCGAGACCGAAUUGGCAUUUCUAAAUCAGAGUUAGUUGCCAUGUUGGAGGAAGAAGAGCUGAGAAAAGCCAUUUUGGUGGUGUUUGCAAAUAAGCAGGACAUGGAACAGGCCAUGACUCCCUCAGAGAUGGCAAAUUCACUUGGGUUACCUGCCUUGAAGGACCGAAAAUGGCAAAUAUUCAAAACUUCAGCAACCAAAGGCACUGGCCUUGAUGAGGCAAUGGAAUGGUUGGUUGAAACAUUAAAGAGCAGACAGUAAUUCAAUCACUUCUACUCUGAAAUGAAGACUACAUCACAUGUCCUUUUGGAAGCAGUUAAGUGUGCUUCACACUAUUAAAUAUUAGAACUGUGUAUGAUUGUUGGCAUAUACUGAAUUGCAACAUUUGUAAUAAAUAUAAAAAAUAAGUAUUUGGUUGGAAGGGGCAACUCAUUAUGAUGGAACCAGCUAAAUGUCUGGUCUGUGUAAUGUAAAAUAUUCCUUCCUUUCUUGUGUUAAGGUAUAUAUUCUAUUUGUGUGGAAUUCUUAUUCAAAUACAGUCCUAUUAAAGAAUGUCCUCUUAUUAAGGAAAAAACCCUCCUGUUUUUGAAUUAGUGGUUGCAGCUUGUUUGAAUAAACACUAAGAUUUUUUUCCCCUCUAAAAUAAAUUAAGUUUUUCCAAAAAUUAAACUCAGUAGAGUAGGCUAGUUCUUCAUUUGCUUAAUGACCACUUUGUUUAAGCUGUUUUGUUUAGGAGCUUUUGGUUAUAGGCAUGAAGUUGAAGUAAUUAUUUUGGUGGUUAAUUUCACUGACUUAUCUGUAGUUGUCAUUUUAUAGUACUUUAUAGUUGUCGAAAGAAUUUUAUGUAUAUUGACCUAGUCGAUUUGUAGGAAGAACCCUGUGAUGUAAGGAGGACAGGUUGUAAUGUCUUCGUUUUAUGGACGUGUGGAAUCUUGGGUUCUGAUAAGUUAGCUAAUCCAGCUGCUAGUGGGGUGGGAGCAGGGCUCCGAAGGAUAUUUCAGGGUUAGGAGCUUGUCCCAUCAACUACACCAUAAGUUCCUGAAAAUGCCAACUUUGGUAACACAGACAACCUAACUCCUUAAAAAAAAUUAUGCUAAUUGAAGUAGUGUACAUUCAAAAUGUCUAUAAAUUUAUUUGUCCAUACUAGUAAACGUAGUAAAAACAAUCCUAAAUUGUUAUAUUUGAUGAAUUCACAACACACUAAAGAAAGAAUUCACAUUGAAGGAAAUAAAAAAAGAUUUAUUUUAAGAAGCAUUGUAAAAGAUGUCUUUUAUUCUUUUAACCUACUUGCAACUGGACAUGUAAAUUUGGUGAAAAGUCAAAAUCUUAUUGGUUCUACAGGGAGAAAUUAAGCAUUCUUGGUUUUAAAAAUUAGGCUUACUGCUAGGCUAGCAAAAGAAUUAUGUUCAAAGGAACGUUUCCAGCUGCCCCAGUCUACCACAGGAUUGGCUACAGCGUGACAGAAGUAAAUAUAGUCCUUAGUAACUACUAAAAUUGGGGAGAAUUCUUUUCAUUUUUUAAGUCGGACAACCAGCAUUUAAAAAAUUAGAUGCUGGUAAAAUGAAAUUAAUACCAUUGUGACUCUCAGGUCUCGAGAACACCAGGGGUUCAUUUCCUGCCCCUGCCACUGUCUUCCAGAUGUUGGCCUCUGGCCUCUCCCCUCACACUUCUGGUCAUUCUCUCAGCUCAAAUGAAUGUGGUUUUCUCUUUUUGUCAGUGGGGCUUUUACUCUUACUUACUCCCCAGCAGCUAUUCCUAAUUUGUAUCAAGUGGCAAAGUAGUUCCUGGCAGUCGAGGAUCAUUGAGGACAGAAGCGGGGGGAAGUGGGCUCUGACAGGUAGGUGCUGUCGUGAGCCCUGAGGAGGGCAUGUGAAUCUAUAGCAAAGGUCGGCACUUGGAUAACGUUAGCUGAUCUGUCUGGCUUAUCACCGAGAAUAGGAUGGGAUAAAUAGAGCGUACACUUAUUUUAAUAUGGAACAAAAGGUUCUUGUCCAGCAGGAACCACUGUGCAGGUGUGUUGCAGGACUUUGAAUGUUGAUAUUUAUAAAAAUCUACCGAGUAUUGUUUUGUGAGAAGCGGGAAAGGGGAAAAAGUUACCAAAUUUGAAAUGAGAACACAAGGGUUCUAGGCACGAAUGGCUACCCCUUCAGUUUAUUUUUCUCUGUAAAACAAGAGACUUGGACAAAUUAUAUCAAAGGUUUGUUUUAGCUCUAACAUUCUAUUUUAUAACUGGUUGAUAGUUGUGCUGUGUUAUGUGAUCACACUGAAAAAUUAAGAAAUGGGGAGAGGUGGAAUUCUGUUAUCAGAAUACCUGAGAUGCACUUUAAAUUGUGGAAAUGUAAGCUCCUUGAGGGCAGGGACCAACUUUAUUUACUGUUAGUAUCCCUUGCAUCUAGUGUGGUGCACCUGGCACAUAGUAGGCACUCAAUAAAUAUUUACUGAUUAAAACAAA